Molecule: messenger RNA, 3211 nt
Organism: Astyanax mexicanus (Mexican tetra)
Lineage: Eukaryota; Metazoa; Chordata; Actinopteri; Characiformes; Acestrorhamphidae
Product: dual specificity protein phosphatase 3-like
Exons: 3
Coding region: 181-735 (184 amino acids)
Biological process (GO): protein dephosphorylation; negative regulation of MAPK cascade
Cellular component (GO): cytoplasm
Molecular function (GO): protein tyrosine/serine/threonine phosphatase activity; MAP kinase phosphatase activity
Source: RefSeq, a predicted model, not a curated record
GUAAACAAGAGCUUCACAGACAACACCUACCUAGCAGCUUUAGUCUGAGAUCACUAAAGCUCAGAGAAAAGUUACAGACAGUUUCUGCAGGUUACAGCAGAGUGGACAUGUACAGCUCAGAUAGAGCAUCAGAGAGCAGCUUUACAGCAAGAAUGAGGAGAGACUGAAGAUAAACUGAACAUGUCAGAUUAUGAAGUAUCUGUGCAGCAGCUUAAUGACCUGUUAACUGACGAGAAUGGAGAUUUCUGCAUGCCCUCCAAAGCCUUCAACCAAGUCUACCCUGGAAUUCUGCUGGGAAAUGAGUCUCUGGCCUUUAGUGUGGGUCGUUUGCAGGAGCAGGGGGUGACCCACGUCCUGAACGCUGCAGAAGGAGAUUCCUUUAUGCACGUCAACACCGGCGCAGAUUUCUACACAGACACGGGCAUUAUAUACUGUGGAAUACCAGCAUAUGAUUAUGACCACUAUGAUCUCAGCGUUCACUUCGAGGAGUGUUCAGACUUCAUAGAGGAAGCUCGAGCGUAUAAAGGAGGGGAAGGGAAGGUGUACGUUCACUGUCAGAAGGGUUACAGUCGUUCAGCUUCGUUAGUCAUUGCGUACCUGAUGCUGAAGCAAAAGCUGGACGUGCGAGCUGCUGUGGCCACGGUGAGAGAGAGACGGGAGAUCGGACCUAAUGACGGGUUUCUGCUGCAACUCUGCAAACUCAACGACAGACUGAAAGCCGAGGGGAAGCUGUGACCUUUCUAGAUCAACUGAUCCCAGAGAUCAUGUGUGCACUGACUGACACCUGCAAUAACAGUCCAGUGAACUGUUCCUAAUGACCGUACAGUAAUGUGUUGUUUGGGGAGUGAAUAUGAUUGAUUGUUUUAUAUGAUCAUUACAGAUAUAGAACAGAGUGAAGAUGUAUCCUAUAAGUAGAAGGAUUGUAUACAUCUCUCAGUUAUUUGGAGGAUUCAUAACUUCUGAAAAAUAAAACUAGCUUUUGUUGUAAUUAUUUCAAUACAGUGUUUACAUACUUUUAAGUAAAAACUUUUUAUACCACAAUUUGAUUGGCUGAGAGACGUUUUAGGAGGGCCAGUAUUGCAUGGUAUUGGCACUCUGACCAAAUGUAAUAGAUAUGACGUUAUGACAUUUACUAUAGCUGUGGUCCAAUCUGAAGGCAGCAUUUUAACUGAUAAGGAACCUUAUGAAGCAGCGCGUUUGGGACACGCUCUGGAGUCAGAAUACAUCAUCUAGUGCUCUGCUCGUGAGCUCUGUUUACUAAUUCAAUUUAUAACUCAAACAACUGCAGAUAUAUAUGUUUCUAAUUCACUUCUGAGCAAUGUACCCAUCCAAAUAUUACAGAUAAACCUAAAUAUUCACGAUUUACUUUACUUCAUAUUCAGAAUAUGGUCAGUUUUAUGUAUUUCUGAUUAGAUGCUUUGUAGAAAUGCAUGAGUAAUGUAACCAUAAUAUAAUAAAUAGUUUUUAUAAGCCAGCAAAGCUUAAUCAUCAAACUAAGCUAUGUUUCACCCAAUAGUACAUCUAUACACAGUCAGCUGAUCUAUUUUUAACUUUUCAUUGCACAAAACAAAAACAUAACAUGCGUCAUACGUUUCUUAUUAUUAAACUAUUAUUUGCAAAUAAAUGUGUGAAAUUUACCAAUAUCUACUAGUUCAGAGGUGAUACUACAAUAAGCAAAGACAACAAGCAAAAUUAAUAAUUUUAAGAGAGAAAUCUUCAUUAAAUUCAAAAUUAAAGUUCUUUAUAAAAGGAGCUAGCGCUGCCUCCAGAUGCACUGACCAGAGUUCAGCUCCCCUAUUAUUAGAGCCUCUUCCCCGGCCCAGUAAUCAAUUUCAUCCCUGGGGACAAAAUAAUCUGAAUUAGUAACAGCACUUCAUGGAAAAUAAUAGUGGAUCAUCAUUCUACUAUUUACACAUUAAAUCACUCAGUUAGAGAUUAAUUUAUAGUUAUUCCGGAUAACAGUUAAACUAUUUACACAUAAAUCACUGAGUUAGAGGUUAACCUACAGUUAUUCCUACUAACAAUUAAAGCUGUUACACUGUACGGCCACCUGAUGCUGCUCGCGCGCCAGCAUGAUUUAGCUUAGCAUGCUAGCGGGGGUCAGCUUAGCAUGCUAGUUGCAUUUGGACAGGACUGCCUUUGCUGUGAAGGAUACAUCUCACACUGCCUUCAGAAUCAGGGUAAAAUAAGGGCGCUGCCCAUGAAGGAUUAUAUGCUGCUCUCAAAAUGGGAACAGUCCUUAUCUCAGGAGUGUGCACAUGCUGGCUGAAAAUGCUGCCCCGUUCCCCACAUUUCAAAGCCACACUUGCCACAGCUGGUAUUUGAUGUGCCAUCCUGGAUGAGCUGCACUACCUGAGCAACGUCUGUGGGUUGUAGACACCGCCUCAUGCUGCCUCUAGGGAUGAGAGAACUGCAAUAGUGACCAAAACAUCAGCCAGGAAUGAUGAGAACAGAGAAAAGGUCUGUGGUUGCCACCUGCAGAAACACUCCUUUAUAGGGGUUGUCUGCUAAUUGUAUUGCCUCUCAUUCCUACCAGCAGCUGAAGUUGAUUCAGGUUGAUUUGUUUAAUUUACAUUGUGUUGUUUAAGAGAGCAGUGUAGUUAAAACUGUUAAACUGCCCAUCAUUUAUUAAGAGGCCAAACUAUUAUUAUGAAUGGCAUCUGUGUGCUACCAUUCCUUCACAGUCACAUGAACACAGGGUGUCUGGUAGUCUCCAGGAUCAUUUUCUGGCUGUGACAGCUUUUGCUGUUCACCCAAUUUAUCUGGUGCUGCUAACGGCACUGAUACUAAACCUACUGCCAACAUGGAGAUAUCAAAACUCUCAGAGUCUGAAUCUGCUAAUUUAUGCAUUGUUUAACCAAAGAAGCACAGAAUUAGAAGUGAAGAGAGCUGACGAGAUAAAUAAGAGCUUCGCUCUGAAAAGAGACUACACCACAAUGCACGAUUUAAACAUACUUUAGAACAUGCUUAAUGCAACUAACCAUUCUGAUCUAAAACAUAGAAAUGGUUACAUUACAGAAUCACUAAAUAAUUUUAAAUAACAUUACAUAAGUCUCAAAUACCUUUUUAAAGAUUUAAGUGGGUGUCACUAGACUAGCUGUUUGGAUUGUAAUCAUAAAAACACAAUGUUAUAGUUUGUGUAGAAUCUGUUUGAAGACUGUUACCAUGGAUGAGCUGCAUUCUGAAUAAAGCAGAGAUGAAAAGCUGUCAA